Molecule: messenger RNA, 1647 nt
Organism: Vidua macroura (Pin-tailed whydah)
Lineage: Eukaryota; Metazoa; Chordata; Aves; Passeriformes; Viduidae
Product: maestro heat-like repeat-containing protein family member 6
Exons: 11
Coding region: 57-1415 (452 amino acids)
Cellular component (GO): cytoplasm
Source: RefSeq, a predicted model, not a curated record
CCAUAGGCUCAUCGGGACCAGCACUGGAGAAAGCGCUGCCAACACUGCUCUGUGUGAUGGAGGACUGGCCUCUGCACAGAAUGUGCACCUCCGAUGGGGACAACAAGGACCUUUUUGCCCUGGCUGCAACUCUGGUGAUCUGGCUGAUUGUGCCUGAGUGCAACAAGGCCAUGAUCCCUUAUUCUGGGCGACUGUUUGUGGCUCUGCUCUUCCAUGUUGUCAUCACCACACAGCAGAUGCCACCAGAGGAAGUUGAUAACUUCUGGAGUGCAUGCCAGGAGAAACACCGCCUUCCCAGCAAGCCCAACAGGUUUGCAGUGCAGGCCAUGAAGGAUCUGCUCUGCCGAGUGCAGUGUGACCAUGUGGUGGUGGCUAUGGAGCGCAAGGGGUGCUGGGACAUGAUGCUGUGUGCUCACACCCAGCACUAUGCCGUGGGUCUGCUGGCCAGGGAGAUGCUCCGUGUUUUGAUCCCUUUGUGUUCUUGCAUCACACUCCACUUGCUCCGGCAGCUCAGCAGGGAGGAGCCGUGCUGGGAUCUGCCCUUCCUGGCAUUCCUUGUGGAGGUCCUCGAGCGCCUGAACUUGAGUAAAUGUGGUGGCAGCGUCAUGAAGAUCAUGUCAAGGUACCUCCAGAGUCAAUGCAGUCAGAGGCGUCGCCUGGCACUCAGAGGCCUCAUGGUGCCCAGCAAGGAUCUCUUGAUGGCCAGAAGAAUGUGCAGCGUGUCUCAAAGCCUUCUGCAGCUGCUGGGGGAUGAAGAUAGAGAGGUGGUCAGCAUGAGCCUCCAUGUGUUCACCAAUGUGCUCCAGCACAAAGACAUCCUGGUAUCCAGCACCACCGCCCCAAAGCUGGCUGAGGCACUCCUGCUGCUCUUUGACCACGACAACAGCCAUGUGCAGUUGCUCUCCAUUCAACUCUUCUGUAAGGUGAUGGACUUGGUAGUGGAUGAGGGAAAAAAGCCCCUGGAGACAAUUGUGAACAAGAGCCUGGACACACUUUUCAUCUACUGUCAUGAUGAGAACUGGCACGUGGCAAAGGCCUCUCGGGAAACGCUGCAUUGUGCAGCCAAGUUUCUGAAGAGGAGAAAGCUCAAGCAGCUGCUGGAGAAGGAGCAUCUGUGGAAGUUUGCUGAGGUCCUGCUGGCAGAGGACAGGAGCCGAGCGGCCGAGCACCUGCGCCGGGCCCAGCCCUACCUGCAGAGCCCACAGGAGCCCCUGCGAGAGGUGGCCGUCAGGUUCAUGGGGAUGGCCGAGCGGAGCUUGAGGGGGCAGCAGGGAAAGCUCCACGCCCUCAGUCAGGCCAUUCAAGCCCAGAGGAAAGGCACUAUAUCCCACUGGAGCAGGACUAUUCAUGCCCAGUUUACCAGCAGAGCUGAAGAAUUAAGUUCAUCUUCAGGAUCCAGUGAAUCAGUGUCCUAAGAACAGCACCAGAAGACACUGAGGAGGACACCAUCUCCCGCUGCCACUGGAGCUCCAGGCACAACUGAUGUUUGGCACAGCUGAGCCUGUAGGACGCUGGUGUGGCUUCAGCCCUCGCCCUGCCUGUAGAUAGCUCCCUCCCUCCAGCUCUCAGACCAUGUCCAUCCCCUUUUUUUCUCUUCCAGUUCAAACCUUUGUUUCCCCUUUCAUUAAUAAAUGGUUUGUCUUUUUC